AUGGAAAAAAGGAAGGGAUCGCUGGACACAGUUGCACAUUCAAAAGAUGCUUUAUAUGAAGAUGAUAUCUAUGAAUAGCCAGUGCAAAAAGAAAAAAAAGAGGAGACAAGCUCUAAAUUCCAAAAAAUUUAACCAGACACCAUUUUGGAAUAAGCAGAAGAAUUUACUUAAACAAAAUAGGAAGAGUAAAGCUAAGAAGAAAAAGAUUAGGUAUUAAUUAGUAAAAUGAUGUAAAUGAUGGAAAACUUAGAAUAAAAAUAUAAAUCUGUGAAGAAUGAAUAUGUCUAAAAUAGAGAAUCUGCUAAAAUAGAACUACAAAUAGAAAAGUAACUGUAAAAUAUAGAAUAAAUAUAAAGCGAUCUGGAAUAUUAAAUAUAAAUUUAAAAGGAAAUUGUAGAUUAGGCAGAUAUUGUUUAAGAUUUGUAAACGGGCAAAGAUAAUUUAUUGCUGAAUCUAGUUUCACAAAUGAAAAAAAUUUAAAAUUAAAAUGAAAACCAAUAAAAAUAGCUCUUAGAAAAGGAAUAAGAAGAGAAAAGAUAAAAAGAUGAAAAAAUAAAGGAGCUUGAGUUGAUGAUCCAGAAACUCAAAGAGGAAAACGAAAAUAUAUUGAGAAAAUCAUUCUAAUAAUCAAAAUUAGAAUAGAAUUCCUAAGAUAAUAAUGAAUCUCCCUAAUAAAUUAAAAAAAAGAAGUUUGUUACUGAAGGUUAGAAAGAAAUAUGGUUACCAUAAAAUGAGUUAAAUAGCAAUGAUUUCUCUUACUUUUCAAGUAACCCUUCAAAUAAGAUAAAAUUGAAGCCUAUUCAUAAAUCAACAAUACCACAUUACGAAUAUAUACCUCCUCCUAAAACAAAUAUCCUUUAGUCGUCUUUGAAUAAAGAACUUUAUAAAGUAGCUUAGUCUAAUAGAAAUGUGUUCUUGUAAGCAAUAAAAGUGGAUGGAACGUAACGCCAUAAAACUCCAAUAACUUAAAGUAAAGAAAAGUUUUAAAUAUAUAACACACCUUAAAGUGAGCCUAUAAUAGGAAAUAAAUAUAGAAUUAAAAAGUUUCAGCUACCACAAGGUUAAAACUAAAAAAAUAUAUUUAGUAAUUAUUUAAGUACUGAAUCUUUGAUUUUCUCUAGAGGAGGUAACUUUUUACAUAAAAACGAAUUAGGCAAUACAAACGCUCAUUAAUUAAGAAAAACAAAUUAGCAUUAGUAAUCAAGAGAUAUGAAUGAUUUCUUCUUCGAAAAGCCAAAUCCUUAACCAAAUAAAUAUUGA
Messenger RNA from Tetrahymena thermophila SB210, 1260 nucleotides. RefSeq lists its product as hypothetical. Lineage: Eukaryota; Ciliophora; Oligohymenophorea; Hymenostomatida; Tetrahymenidae. The transcript has 7 exons. The record is from RefSeq and is a predicted model, not a curated record.